CAGUGCAAGCUCUUCCUGCCUGUCGAUGCCUCAUUCCUACCUGUGAUGCUCAGAGAGAAGCCAUGAGCCCUGAAAAACACCGUAUUGCUCUGUGAUGUCACCUCUGGAAUGUUCUGAGUGUUUUGGUGACCAACUUCUGCAUAGAACCUAUACUUGGCAUCUCACAUUGCACUCAAGGCCAAACUUUACAAGAAAAGAAACCAGAUCUGAAAGCCUAGAAAUUCCAAUCAAUGUGGUUCCGCCUCAGAGUCACCUAAGGUCCCAUUGGAAGACCAUGGCCAUGCAACCAGAGGGCUUGAAAUGUAGGAUGGAGGAAUCCAGUUCACAGAGGGGCACCACCGAGCCCUCCCUCAGGCUCCACAACUUGUACAGCACGCCUCGCUGCAGCAGGCAGGCCGCCCCGCCCAGGCCGAGCCGCGGGGCGUCAGCGCACACUUUUUUGAACCGCUUCUCCUCUGUGCCCCUAGACCCCAUGGAACGCCCUACCUCCCAGGCGGACCUGGAGCUGGAUUACAACCCUCCCCGGGUGCAGCUCAGCGACGAAAUGUUUGUGUUCCAGGACGGGCGGUGGGUGAAUGAGAACUGCCGCCUGCAGUCCCCUUACUUCUCGCCAAACUCCUCGUUCCACCACAAGCUGCACAAGAGAUUGGCCAAGGAGUACCUGCUGCAGGAGGAGAACAGGUCUCUGCGGGAGGAGAACAAGGCCCUGCGCGAGGAGAACAAGACGCUGCGUCGCGAGAACAAGAUCCUGCAAGUCUUCUGGGAGGAGCACAAGGCAGCUCUGGGCCAGGAGGAGAGCCGGGCCUCCUCGCCGCUCCUACACAAGGACAACGCGUCCCUGGAGGUGGUGAAGAAAGACAACGCGAACCUGCAGGUGCACCGUAGCAAGGAGAACAGCACCCUUCAGCUCCUCAGGGAGGAGAACCGUGCCCUGCAGCAGCUGCUGGAACAGAGACAGGCCUACUGGGCCCAGCCUGAGGACAAGGCGGCACCUGCAGAGGAAAACAAGUCGGCCUCCUCUCCCCAUGAGGAGCCCCACAGUCCCGGGCUACUGCCCGACCAGGGCCCAGGCCUCUCCUCUAAUUUCGAGGAGCCCAAAGGGCCCUCGUCUCCGCAGGAAGACUCUAAGACACUGCGCGCCCUGCGGGAGAUGGUCAACAACCUGUCUGAGCCUUCUGGGGAGGAUGAGGGCCAGGAGGUCCCAGGCCUGCCUGACAGCCAUCAGCCCUUGCAGCUGCUGAGGGAGAUGAACCAGGCGCUGCAGGCCCUGCGCGAAGAGAACCGGCUGCUACAGGAGGAGAACCGAGCCCUACACGUGCUGCGAGAGGAGCACCGCACCUUCCAGGAGGAGAACAAGGCCCUGUGGGAGAACAACAAGCUGAAGCUGCAGCAGAAGCUGGUCAUCGACACGGUGACUGAGGUCACUGCCCGCAUGGAGAUGCUCAUUGAGGAGCUGUACGCCUUCAUGCCGGCCAAGAACAAGGACCCCAAGAAGCCCAGCAGGGUCUGAGGCCUCCGUGGGGCACAGGGACGCCACGAUUGGGGCACAGAACAUUGGGUGAAAGAGAAUCCUCUCCUUCCUUUGGUCUUCCUCGCCUUCACCCAUCAGUUCGUGCCUGUUGAAGAACAGCAUUCGGGCCUUCCUAAACUCAGAGAAGUAAUAAAGGCUUGAGGAGGCUGGGGCUAGUUAACUCCCAUGUGUGCUCUGGCUUCC
Messenger RNA from Tupaia belangeri chinensis (Chinese tree shrew), 1714 nucleotides. It is a transcript of the gene CBY2, whose product is annotated as chibby family member 2. NCBI's taxonomy places the organism in Eukaryota, Metazoa, Chordata, Mammalia, Scandentia, Tupaiidae. The record is from RefSeq and is a predicted model, not a curated record.